Messenger RNA from Benincasa hispida (wax gourd), 964 nucleotides. RefSeq names its product large ribosomal subunit protein uL11. NCBI's taxonomy places the organism in Eukaryota, Viridiplantae, Streptophyta, Magnoliopsida, Cucurbitales, Cucurbitaceae. Gene Ontology annotation, molecular function: structural constituent of ribosome; large ribosomal subunit rRNA binding. The record is from RefSeq and is a predicted model, not a curated record. Gene Ontology annotation, cellular component: ribosome; cytosolic large ribosomal subunit. Gene Ontology annotation, biological process: translation.
GCGGUCGUUGUUUAGGGGGACGAAUACGGAACCCUAGUUGUAAAAUCUUGCCGCCUUCUUCCAUUUCUCUACCUACAACAACAAUGCCGCCGAAGUUCGAUCCCUCGCAGGUCGUCGACGUCUUCGUCAGAGUCACCGGAGGUGAGGUCGGAGCGGCGAGUUCACUUGCUCCGAAGAUCGGACCUCUCGGUCUCUCCCCGAAGAAAAUCGGUGAAGACAUUGCCAAAGAAACAGCAAAAGAAUGGAAAGGCCUCCGAGUAACAGUCAAGCUGACGGUCCAGAAUCGUCAAGCGAAGGUAUCGGUGGUGCCUUCGGCGGCGGCGCUCGUCAUCAAAGCUUUGAAAGAGCCGGAACGUGACCGGAAGAAGACAAAGAAUAUUAAGCACAACGGGAACAUUUCGUUGGACGAUGUGAUCGAGAUUGCGAAGAUCAUGCGGCCGAGAUCAAUGGCGAAAGAUCUGUCAGGUUCAGUGAAGGAGAUAUUGGGAACUUGUGUGUCGGUUGGGUGUACUGUUGAUGGAAAGGAUCCGAAGGACCUGCAGCAAGAGAUUGGUGAUGGUGAUGUUGAAAUCCCUCAGGAUUAAGGAGCUUAUAUUCAUCGGAUUCGGAUCGCUCCCAAUCCAAUAAUGGAUCAAAAUAAUCAGUUGGGGACGAAUGAAGACGGUGGGUACUCACUCCAAUGAAUGGGUUAGCUUAGAGCCUAGAAUCAGAUUCUGGGCUACGUUUUUUCCUUAUUGAAGGAAUUUGGGUUCUGUUUGGAUUGGUCAUAUCAUAUCAAGAAUCUUGGGUCUGCCUGAUGGAUGAUCCAAAACGGUAAAGGACUCUUUUGCUGACAUCAAAUCCAGGCUGAAAUUACCAAAAUAAAAUGUAGUAUCGUACUCGCUUAUCUCACUCUUUCUUAUUUCACUCGUCUCGCUCUCUCUUCUUUUUUCACUCACAAAUCACUAUGUCUCUUGUUCUAGUU